Molecule: messenger RNA, 829 nt
Organism: Nelumbo nucifera (sacred lotus)
Lineage: Eukaryota; Viridiplantae; Streptophyta; Magnoliopsida; Proteales; Nelumbonaceae
Product: CASP-like protein 2A1
Source: RefSeq, a predicted model, not a curated record
UUAGAGCUGAAGCGGCCAGACAAGAAGAAAGAAUAGAGAGAGAGAGAGAGAGAGAGAGGAUGAAGACAACAGAGAAGGAGAUGGGUGGUGUUGGAGGUGUGUCUCCUCCAGAGGUAGCGCUAGGUGACGGGGAGGAGAAGGGACACUCAGGUGUGCGUACAGCUGAGACCUUGCUCCGCCUCCUCCCCAUAGCCCUCUGCGUCACUGCACUGGUGGUCAUGGUGAAGAACUCUGAGGAAAAUGACUUUGGCUCCGCCAUUUACAGCCAUUUCGGAGGCUUCAGGUAUCUGGUCUAUGCAAAUGGAAUUUGUGCAGGCUAUUCGCUUCUUUCAGCUUUCUAUGCAACUGUGCCUCCUGCCUCCAACACUAGGUCUCGGGCCUGGAUUGUUUUCGUCUUGGAUCAAGUGAUGACAUAUGUGAUACUAGCAGCAGGAACAGUGUCUGCAGAGGUGCUCUACUUGGCCUAUAAGGGAGAUGACGAGAUCACUUGGAGUCAAGCUUGUGGAACCUUUGGUGGGUUCUGUCGGAAAGCCACAGCUUCUGUGGCCACCACCUACGUUGCUGUGGCCUGCUAUGCUGGGCUUUCCCUCAUCUCCUCUUAUCGACUCUUCAGCAGCUAUGAUGCUCCCAUCGGCUACCCCAGCAAGGGGGUCCAGAAUGCAGCUUUCCUCCGCUGAUCAUCUUCCCCCAAUUACUCUUCUUAUUUGCAUGUACGAAACUGAUCCUUUUCACUUUUUCAGUACUUAUAAAGUUGUGUUCUCAACUGAUCAGUAUAGCUUAAUGGUCAUCUUAGAGAUCUUUUCUGAUGGAAUAAUGAGAUCCAUCACAA